AUGUUCGCCGACGGAAGCAUCGCUGUGGCUCUUGUCAAGAACCAAGUCAUGAUCGUUCAAGCUGCGCGCACACACACCACACGCGAGAAAUAUCUCGAGGUCCGCACUUACACACCCUUCGGAGAGGGCGUUUUCCUCCCCACCGAGGUCCCCAUUGCGCGCAUCUGCUCCUCCGAUCUUUUGACUGUCCUCCCGCCCAUGGACGCCAGCCGCAUCGCCUCCCAAGGCAUACUUGAGCUUCCCAAAAAGGCGUUUUCCAAGUACAUCGAGUACAGCUCUCGCCACCAGAAACGCUAUGAGAGUCUCUGGAGUGCAUGGGUCUCCAAGCACUGA
Messenger RNA from Psilocybe cubensis, 333 nucleotides. RefSeq lists its product as uncharacterized. The transcript has 2 exons. Bases 1 to 333 code for a protein of 110 amino acids. Lineage: Eukaryota; Fungi; Basidiomycota; Agaricomycetes; Agaricales; Agrocybaceae. The record is from RefSeq and is a predicted model, not a curated record.